AUGGAGCCGGGGCUGCUGCGGCCGGCGCCAGUGAGCGAGGUCAUCGUCCUGCAUUACAACUACACGGGCAAGCUCCGCGGGGCGCGCUACCAGCCCGGCGCGGGUCUGCGUGCCGACGCCGCGGUGUGCCUGGCCGUGUGCGCCUUCAUCGUGCUGGAGAACCUGGCGGUGCUGCUAGUGCUGGGGCGCCACCCGCGCUUCCAGGCGCCCAUGUUCCUGCUCCUGGGGAGCCUCACCUUGUCCGAUCUUCUGGCUGGGGCUGCCUAUGCCACCAACAUCCUCCUCUCGGGGCCCCUCACGCUGCGAUUGUCGCCCGCGCUCUGGUUCGCCCGGGAAGGAGGCGUGUUCGUGGCCCUGGCCGCGUCGGUGCUGAGUCUCCUGGCGAUCGCCCUGGAGCGCCACCUCACCAUGGCGCGCCGUGGCCCGGCGCCCGCCGCCCGCAAAGGGCGCACGCUGGCGCUAGCCGCAGCCGCCUGGGGCGCGUCGCUGCUGCUGGGGCUGCUGCCCGCGCUCGGCUGGAACUGUCUGGGUCACCUGGAGGCCUGUUCCACCGUGCUGCCUCUCUACGCCAAGGCCUACAUCCUCUUCUGCGUGCUGGCCUUCCUGGUCAUCCUGGCGGCCAUCUGCGCGCUCUACACGCGCAUCUACUGCCGGGUGCGCGCCAACGCGCGGCGGCUGCGCACGGCGCGGCCCGGAGCCGCGCGGACCCCGGCGGCGCGCGCAGCCCGCGCGCCCCGCUCGCUGGCGCUGCUGCGCACGCUCAGCGCCGUGCUUCUGGCCUUCGCCGCCUGCUGGCUGCCGCUGUUCCUCCUGCUGCUGCUGGAUGUGGCUUGCCCGGCGCGCGCCUGUCCCGUGCUCCUGCAGGCGGACCCUUUCCUGGGCCUGGCCAUGGCCAAUUCGCUCCUCAACCCCAUCAUCUACACGCUCACCAACCGCGACUUCCGACGCGCGCUCCUGCGCCUGCUCUGCUGCGGGCGCCGCCCCUGCCACCACCACCCCGAGUCCCCCGGCAGCUCCCAGCAGCUGUCAGGCAGCGCCACCCGGGCAUCGGCUGGGCCUCGCCAUGGCCUGACCCCGGGCCUAGAUGGCAGCUUCAGCCGCAGCGAGCGAUCGUUGCCCCAGCGUGAUGGAUUGGACACCAGCGGCUCCACCACCAGCACCGGGAGUCCUCGGGAUAGGCACGGCCCCCCGGAUCCGGGUCUCUGAAUCAGCCACUGAUGGACGCCCACCCCAUCCCAUCCCCAAGACGUUUUAUUAUUAUUUUUAUGUGGUACCGAACCUAGGGCCUCAUGCGUGCUAGGCAAGCACUCUACCACUAAGCCACAUUCCCAGCCCCUAUGCCCAAGACUUUUUAC
Messenger RNA from Perognathus longimembris pacificus (Pacific pocket mouse), 1355 nucleotides. It is a transcript of the gene S1pr5, whose product is annotated as sphingosine-1-phosphate receptor 5. Gene Ontology annotation, molecular function: sphingosine-1-phosphate receptor activity. Bases 1 to 1206 code for a protein of 401 amino acids. The transcript has a single exon. Lineage: Eukaryota; Metazoa; Chordata; Mammalia; Rodentia; Heteromyidae. Gene Ontology annotation, cellular component: membrane. Gene Ontology annotation, biological process: G protein-coupled receptor signaling pathway. The record is from RefSeq and is a predicted model, not a curated record.